UAUAUAUAAGUAUACUAACUAGCUUGUUACGUGCCACCACCAUGGCAGCAGCACUUGGUGCGCUAGUAAACCUGGCGCUAUGUCUCCUAUGCUCGUCCGCGGAGCUUGUGACCAUGCUGCUCCUCCGCGGCGUCGCCCUCCUUGCCGUCGCCGUCGUGCAGCUGCUCAGGCUUCCCGGCCAGGCGGGCAACGCGGUGCUGGAGGCGGCCAAGGGCGCGGUCGACGCGGCCGUGGAGCUCGUCCUCGGCGUGGCCUGGGACGUGGCCGUGGCCGUCGUCUCGGCGCUGCUGGACUUCCUGUGGAGCGUCGCCACGGGCGCCGUGGACGUCACGACCACCGCGGUGGCCGAGCUCGUAGAGGCGGCGCGGGACGGCGGCGAGGAGGCCGCCAAGACCCUCGCGGCGGCGCUGGAAGGCGCGGUCGACGCGGCGGUGGCCGUGGUCACCAAGCUUGUGGAGAGCUACGUGGAUGCGCUUGGGCGUGUCGUGGAGAACCUCAGCUGAUCUGAUCUGAGGCUCGUUUACGUGUAUGCAUGCAGCAUAUACCGAUAGAUGUCGGCCGGCAACUUAACGCAUGCAUGCUUCCAGCCAGCUGAGCGUCGCAGUUCGUCAGGGAAGGCUCAACUCGGAUCAGCAGCAUCAGCGUCAUCAGCUGGUGUUCAAAUCGCAUCAUCAGCAGAUCAUUGUGAUGGGAUGGAGGAAGAUUAUGAAUAUGAUCAUUGAUUGAUAUUUUGGAGCCCCCCCGGCCCCUGUACGGACCACCUUCUUCAUUGUAACCAAGUAUUGCGUUUUUUCCGUGUGUUUUCGGUAGGAUUUAUUUCAGAGUUGUUUGUCAUGUGUUGUCUCGACAGAUGGAUUGUGACGCAGGUG
This is a messenger RNA of Sorghum bicolor (sorghum), 869 nucleotides long. RefSeq lists its product as uncharacterized. Lineage: Eukaryota; Viridiplantae; Streptophyta; Magnoliopsida; Poales; Poaceae. The coding region runs from base 42 to 503 and encodes 153 amino acids. The record is from RefSeq and is a predicted model, not a curated record. The transcript has 2 exons.